AUGGUUGGUCAACAAGGCACUAAAAUUCAGGAUGAAACACCAAUGAAUACUGUGAUUCGUGACUAUCAAAAUCGACAACCUAGUCACGUUACUUUACAUGAAAGCAGCAUCAACAUGCUAUGCGUUCAAUUGGAUUGCGAUCAACAAAACGCUAAUGGCUUACGUCAUUCUGGCUGUAAUAUUACUUACAGAAUAGAUGUGAGGAUUGAUCUUAAUGACGAUGGAAAAUUCGAUGAGUCGGAGAGUCGCGCUCAUCAUCGGUCAUCAAGCUCUGGCCGAGGACCACAAGAUACAUAUGAACUAGAAAUAUGGAUACCUCCAUUCGAUGGUAAAAAUAUACGAACUGGACAACAUCGGAUGCGUCUCACUUUAAUGCCAAAUGAAGAUUAUCAAAAAAUAUGUGGCAACAUGGAUUAUAUUGAGACACGAGAGUAUACAGUCAAUAUCAUUCCAAAAGCACCCUGUGAAGUUUCGUCAAUUGAAGCUGAUGAAAAGUAA
Molecule: messenger RNA, 498 nt
Organism: Rotaria sp. Silwood1
Lineage: Eukaryota; Metazoa; Rotifera; Eurotatoria; Philodinida; Philodinidae
Source: the annotation of a GenBank genome assembly